AGUUUCUCGGUAAUACCGUCCAGUCUCGAGUGUCUACUUGUACUAAAAAAUGUACGUUAUUGUGAACUGUUUCAUAAGAAAUUGCGGUUUCGUGAUUUUACGUUAAAAGCUAUUACCUGUUAAUCAGCAUCGAUUAUCAAAUUUUGUGAAAGUCUUUAAAAUACCAAAAGUUUUCAAGCAGACAUGUCAGCCACGCUCUCGCUGGGAUCCAGCAUUCUUCUUCUACUUGCAAUCUCUGCAUGUGCUGAAGAUGCAGAAGAUAAGGACGAAUAUUUGAAAUUCCCGCCCAACUUCCUCUUUGGAGCUGCGACAGCUGCAUAUCAAAUAGAAGGUGCCUGGAAUGUGAGCGGUAGAGGAGAAAGUACUUGGGAUCGAUUCGUUCAUGAUGGUACAGGCCGCGUUUACAACAACGACACGGGAGAUGUUGCUGCAAACUCUUAUUAUCAAUACAAAGAGGAUGUUGCUAUUCUGAAGAAGCUUGGGUUCAAUUCGUAUCGUUUCUCCGUGAGCUGGACACGAAUCCUGCCGACGGGUUUCGCGAACAACAUCAGCAAGGAUGGCGUCCAGUACUAUCAUGAUGUGAUCAACGAGCUCAUAGCAAACAACAUCGAACCAGUAUUGACCAUUUACCAUUGGGACCAUCCGCAAGUUCUUGAAGACAUGGGAGGCUGGUUGAACAGUGAAAUGGUCGACUGGUUCGGCGAUUACGCGAGAGUCGUAUUCCGCGAAUAUGGAUCGAAAGUGAAGAAAAUCAUCCCGAUAAACGAGCCCAUCGCUAUUUGUAAAAAUGGCUACAGUCUUGGUAUACACGCUCCUGGUAAAACUCUACAUGGAUUCGGCGAGUACUUGUGCAUACAUAACGUGUUGAAAUCGCAUGCCAGAGCCUAUAGGAUCUACGAGAGUGAAUUUAAGGAGAAAUAUAAUGGCGAAGUUGGUGUUCUGAUCAAUUUAAGCGCCUAUAUGCCGAAAAAUGCUGACUCCGUCGAUGCUGCGGAAACGUCUUUUCAAUUCAACGUUGGUUGGACCAUGCACCCGAUAUACUCCAAGGAGGGCGAUUAUCCACUUGUGAUGAAAGAAAUGGUGGGCAACAAGAGCGCAGAGCAAGGUUACAUGAAAUCUCGUCUACCCACGUUCGACGCAGAGUGGAUCAAAUAUAUAAAUGGAAGCUCAGACUUUAUGGCUAUAAAUCAUUACACCUCCAGGCUAGUUACAGCUGGUACUAUGGGACGUGUACCAUCCCAUGAAAAUGACCAAGGAGUGGUAGAGACUAUCGAUAGUUUGUGGAAAUCGUCAGCUACUGACUGGUUGAAGGUUGUACCUGAAGGUUUCCGAUAUGUUCUCCGUCAGUUGGCGACAAAUUACGGCAACCCACCGAUGUAUAUCACUGAAAACGGUGUUUCCGAUCACGGAAUACUCAACGACGACGACAGAAUCUACUACUAUCGCGAAUAUUUAAGACAGAUGCUUCUCGCCAUUCACGUCGAUGGUGUGAACGUAAAAGGAUAUAUGUUAUGGUCGCUUCUGGAUAAUUUCGAAUGGGACAGGGGAUACAGCGAACAUUUUGGUAUCGUCUCUGUCGACUUCAAAGAUCCAAAGAGACCACGAAUGUUGAAAAAGUCUGCUUCCUGGUGGCAAAAUGUUAUAGCCGCUGGAAAAAUUGAUAGGAGCUGUUAAAAUCGCUGAUCACCUUAAGUCAUAUACAAUUUAUAUUCGGGCCAUACAAACAGGAAAGAGCGUAAUGGUGUACGCGCGAUGUCAAAAAAUCGAGCGGAAUAAACUCAGCUGAGCCUGAAGCCGGCUGGAUAUUCUCAAGGAAAUCUUUGUUCCCCAGAGUAAAUAUCACGUUUACGUGUAAUAUAUGCAGAGAGGCCGAAAAUCUGUGCUCUGGAAUCCCAUGAGAGGGAUUAGCUAUCGUUUAUCCGGGAAGGAGUAAAUUCAGAGAAUUCAAGCCCGCGCGAAGUAUCGCUAUAUCCGGUUAAUUUUAUUAAGGUAGAAUUAGACGAUGAAAAAACAAGGAUAAAUGUUUCUGAAAAUAGGCUAACGAAAUUGCAGACCGACAAAAGUAAAGAGGAAUUACGCGAAAGAAAGAGAAAUACGCCAGAACGAAUGGUAGACAGGAAAAUGAAAAGAGAUUAUCGCGUUAAAUAUUCCACGCGUCUAUGUUAAUCCUUUCCGUAACAUUGGCGGCAUCAGUUUUUCCUAGUCUUUAGCGAUGUGAGCGGUUUUCAUUUUUCAUACAAGCAUGAGUCUCUCGUUUACAGUUCUUGGCGGCAUAAAAUUCUGGUUAUUUCGUGAAAUAACUUUUAUGUAAAAUUCCCUCAGUCGACCCUAUCUACACCAGACUAUACACAUAUAUAAUAAUAAUGUCAAUAUGGAAA
Molecule: messenger RNA, 2378 nt
Organism: Bombus pyrosoma
Lineage: Eukaryota; Metazoa; Arthropoda; Insecta; Hymenoptera; Apidae
Product: myrosinase 1
Exons: 9
Coding region: 184-1674 (496 amino acids)
Biological process (GO): carbohydrate metabolic process
Molecular function (GO): beta-glucosidase activity
Source: RefSeq, a predicted model, not a curated record